AUGAGCGCUGCUCUACAUGUAGAGUCCUCUGAGCUAUGGUGCGCUUUGGGCUCAAGAUGGCAAUGUCUCAUCGUAGAGUCCUCUGAGCUAUGGUGCGCUUUGGGCUCAAGAUGGCAAUGUCUCAUCGUAGAGUCCUCUGAGCUAUGGAGCGCUUUGGGCUCAAGAAUUUCAAAUAGAAGAGGCGUUCUUUCAAAACGCGUCAUUGUCUUAUGUCAUCAUCAGCCUCUCUCAAAGUCCAUGGGGGAUCAGUUUCGUGAAAGCCAAGGAUCUCCUGUUAAUGGCAAGGGAGAGCCUUGGUGAUGGACCGUGGUGCCUGAUCGGCGCGUACUUUGUUGUCGCGUGAUUUUGGGUUAAAUUCAGCUGGCCUUUCUCUUGGUCUUCGAAAAGAGCGAAUAUUUGCAGGUUAUCUUAGGGAGCAUACACAUGUACAUACAUGUACUAAUUUUUUUCUCAUCCUAUUUUGAACCAUGCACCACCGAUCUAAUGAAGCGAGAAAAUAUACGGCAAGCGGCUAGAACGGAUAGUUGAAUGCAGUAUGAAGGGCAUCAUACUUAUUCAAGAUCUAUUUCAAAUAUCGAAAAUGGGAACAUAUUCUUUGGAUUACCACAAUUCAUUGUUCUUUUCAAGGACUUCAAGCUAGGAUUAGGG
Messenger RNA from Lobosporangium transversale, 648 nucleotides. RefSeq lists its product as hypothetical. The record is from RefSeq and is a predicted model, not a curated record. The transcript is spliced from 6 exons. The coding region runs from base 1 to 300 and encodes 99 amino acids. NCBI's taxonomy places the organism in Eukaryota, Fungi, Mortierellomycota, Mortierellomycetes, Mortierellales, Mortierellaceae.